UGAUGGCAUGGUUAUCGUGAAUCAAGGGAGGUUUUGUUUGUCGUCACGCCAACCGUGGUCAAUACAUCAAGAGGAGGAAUCACCUCUUCCCUCCAAUCAUACCCAUGAGUUGUCGCCGACGUUCUCGCUCGUUCGUUGCGGACAGAAAGCACCCAACCUCCAUUCUCCUCAUUCCUUAACCAUUCCCAGCUCUCUCUCUCUCUCUCGUUGUGCCUUCUGAGAAGAAGAAAACGAUUUGAAGAAGGCUCAUCGACGAUGUUUUGGUUCAAACAGAUCACCAAAUUCCUCUGAUUUCACGUGUAUUUCUUGUUGUCUUUUGGGUAUCUACCAGAUCGAAUUCUUCGACCGGAAAAUGGGCUUUCCAGGCAGAUUUUCUGCCUGAUUAUUGAGAAGAAGGUCGUUUCUUCUUUUGAGUUGAAUGUACCAACCAAAGGAAAAUAAGUUUUCUCGAUGGUUGGAAGCAACUACUCAAUGGGCCAGUUUCUUGAAUUAAGAACCGCGAGAGUUUGCUAUGAUGUUAUUUGUCUGAGAUGAACAGAAAAUGUGAAUUUGGGUGCUGUAUGUCGAGCUAGAUCCAUUUGGAAUUGAAUUUGGCUCCGGCGUCUUCUGAACCGUACCAUGCAGGAAUCGAUCCCGAUCCCCGCAUGCUUUACCGGCGACAAGUCAUCAGACGAUCCAUCAGGACUAAAGUCCGGCCAGAGUGCGGUCAUGUCCGUAUACCAGGCUAUGAUUGCCGGAUUGUCCCGUUAUGUUACAAUUAUAUGGUGCAAGAACCUAAUGGCGCAUUGCCUUUGGAUCCUAAUCGAUACCGGCGGCAAUGAACAGCAGUACACCUGCAAGGUGGAUCUCAAGCCCUGGCAUUUCUGGAACAAGAAAGGAUUCAAGUAUUUCGAAGUCGCGGGAAACAAGAUCGAAGUGUUUUGGGACCUCCGGACGGCAAAAUUUUCCGGCGGCCCGGAGCCCCACGGUGAAUUCUACGUUGCCAUCACCUGUGACAACGAGGUCGUUCUGCUACUAGGGGAAUUGAAGAAGGAAGCCUACCGAAAGACCGGAUCAAGGCCUUCGCUCGUUGAUGCCCUGCUGCUGUCCAAGAAAGAGAAUGUCUUUGGAAAAAGGUGUUUCGUCACAAAAGCCAAGUUCGACGAUAGAGGUAAGGAGCAUGAUAUCGUGAUUGAGAGCUCAAUCUCAGUAGCUAAAGAUCCCGAGAUUUGGAUCAGCGUAGAUGGGAUUGUUCUGGUCCAUGUUAAGACUCUGUGCUGGAAGUUCAGAGGGAAUGACACGGUCCUGGUCGACAGCGUGCCUGUUCAAGUUUUUUGGGAUGUCCAUGACUGGAUAUUCAGUCCUGGCUCUGGCCACGCCUUGUUUGUGUUCCAGCCGGGGUCGCCGCCGGAAAACACAGGCAGCGAUAGCUCAUUUUCUAGUAGCUCAGGCUCAAUUCAGGGUUAUUGUUUGAUUUUGUAUGCAUGGAAAAUGGAAUAAAAGAUUGACAUCUUUUUGUGCAGAGAAAGUGGUAUAAUUU
Nymphaea colorata (pocket water lily) is the source of this 1519-nucleotide messenger RNA. RefSeq lists its product as uncharacterized. Bases 619 to 1479 code for a protein of 286 amino acids. The transcript has a single exon. Lineage: Eukaryota; Viridiplantae; Streptophyta; Magnoliopsida; Nymphaeales; Nymphaeaceae. The record is from RefSeq and is a predicted model, not a curated record.